Diversispora eburnea is the source of this 126-nucleotide messenger RNA. The record is from the annotation of a GenBank genome assembly. Lineage: Eukaryota; Fungi; Glomeromycota; Glomeromycetes; Diversisporales; Diversisporaceae.
CAUGAUAAGAUACUUGGAAUGUUUCAAUUAAGAAGUGAUAUUCUGCGUAAGAAAAAACAAGUAGAAAUUGAAAAAGCAGAAAAUCUUAUAAAUGAAGUAAUAUAUUCAAAACCUUUACAAGCCUGA